Melampsora larici-populina 98AG31 is the source of this 1338-nucleotide messenger RNA. RefSeq lists its product as uncharacterized. Gene Ontology annotation, biological process: mitotic sister chromatid segregation; mitotic cell cycle; protein localization to kinetochore. The coding region runs from base 77 to 1096 and encodes 339 amino acids. The transcript is spliced from 4 exons. NCBI's taxonomy places the organism in Eukaryota, Fungi, Basidiomycota, Pucciniomycetes, Pucciniales, Melampsoraceae. The record is from RefSeq and is a predicted model, not a curated record. Gene Ontology annotation, cellular component: nucleus; chromosome, centromeric region.
AAAACUAUAUUCUGAAUCAUCCUCAAACCAACAGUCAACAACCUCAAUCAAUCGGCACCCUAUCUCAUUGAAGAAGAUGUCAGCUGAUCAAGUCACGCCAUCGAAUUUCGACCCCAACCAGCGACUGGAUGCUUUUCCGCCUUUGGCCAACAGUUACCGACUUGAUGAGUUGCUGGCCGAACAUUUUGCCUUCGCUCCCAAGACCUUUACACGCCAUCUUUUCAACCUGAUUAAUGACGCGGUUUUUGAUAGUAUUGACUCAGUUGAAGAAGCCGUACGAUCCUCAUUUAAUUCAGAUUUAACUUAUCCAUCCCAAGAUGAUAUUUCGAAAUCUAUCAACUCUUUAGAAACUUUGCUAUGUUCAGCUACAGAUCGACAUUUUGAUCUAGUUGAACUUUGGAUGCAUAGAAAUAUCUUUGCUUUUCCUGCAAAACAUUCAGAAGGCUUACUGGAUCAUUUCAAAUUUGAUCAUAUGAAACUUUGGGAUCAUCUUUUUGAGGACGAUAGGUUUAUUGGUCAUCAAACUUCUUCUUUGGAACCUGAUUGGGAAAAGAUUAAGAGUGAAGAGGCAAAAACAUGGGAUGACUUGGAGAAGGCUAAGCAAGAGUAUCUUCAAGUCACAGACGAUCAUGCUUCUUUGUUAGCUGUUUCUAAAGCACUUGAUCGAAAAUUGGCCGGUCUAAAAGCGGUCUCUACUCAGUUAGAUGUCAUCACCUCCGGAGCGCCUCGAGUCUAUGAUCCAGAUACCAAGAAACCGCUUGGACUCUCUUCACAAGCCACCAAGCUGGCCGAAUAUUUUGAUCGUCUGUCUAGUCUACAGAAACGACAGAGCGACAUAGCUGUCUCACCUUCGAUUGCAAACUUCCAUGAAAACCCUCAGGAUGCAACUAUACAGGAUCUAAGCGCGACACUCAGAUAUGAAAACUUGGUGAAUGAGUUUGCGAUGAGUAAGAUUGAUGACCUGGCAGCUGAACUUGGAGAAAAAGGCGGACCUACCACGGAAGUUGAUGAAAGUUUGAUGGAAGUUAUGACCCAUAUCGCCGGGAAAGGGAAAGCCACGGAUGCUAAGACACCUUUAUUUCACAAACGUCUGUGAUGAUGAAAAGUGAACGAUACGUAAUCAAAUUGGCGUGGUAUGGUAUUCUGUUGUUUAUCACCUUUCUCGAUAAGUAAUUUACAGCUUGAAUACGCAUGUUUGUACAUCAAAGUGCCUUCCAUUCUUUUCAAAAAUGUGCGAUUGCUUGUGUGACUACCGUUGUGAUUUCUGCUAUAUGUAAACAUAUCUCAUCAUUCACUUGUAAUUUAUUAGGAUUGACAUGCAAUAUGUAGUUGAUCCCC